UAGUUUGCCGCAAUACCGCCAGCGAACGACUCCUCGCCGUCGCAGCCCUCCCUGCCCCGCGCGCGCGCCGCCUCUCGUCACCAGUGCUCUUCGCCGGCACCAUCGACUCCUCGAAUCUGUCACAUAUACCUGAGGCAGGUCCGGUUGCUGAUGGUGGCCAUGGCGAGGAAGGACGAGGAAGAGGGGCCCGCGGACCGCGUGCCGCACCUGCCGUGGAUGCGGUACCCCGUCGACAUCGACGCCUUCUCCGGCUGCCCCGUCGCGAAGCUUCCCCGCCUCGACCCGAGACUGGCAGAGGCUGUGCAGAGAAUGGGAAUCGAAUCGUUUUUCCCUGUUCAAGAAGCAGCUUGGGUGGAAACGGUUGGUCCUGGUGCUUUUGAGAGGGAUGUCUGUAUUAACUCUCCAACUGGAUCUGGAAAAACUCUUGCUUAUGCCCUACCUAUUGUGCAAAUGCUCUCUACACGGAAAGUAAGGUGCUUGCGUGCACUGAUUGUGCUUCCUACACGGGAUUUAGCCUUGCAGGUUAAAGAGGUUUUUGAUGCUAUUGCUCCUGUGGUGGGCUUGUCAGUAGGUUCAGCAGUUGGUCAAUCGUCUAUAGCAGAUGAAGUUUCCAAUCUUGUCAGGAAGCCCAAACAAGAGCUUUACCCAACUAUCGAUGAAGAAUAUGUCAAAAUGGAACCGCAAACUAAAGUUGAUAUAUUGGUGGCAACUCCUGGAAGACUGAUGGAUCACAUUAAUAUGACAAACGGUUUCAGUCUGGAGCAUCUUCAGUACCUGGUCAUUGAUGAGACAGAUAGGAUGUUAAGAGAGGCUUACCAAUCCUGGUUGCCAACAGUUAUCCAACUUACACACUCAAUUGGCCAAGAUCGUUCCUGGCACGACACUGAUGGGAAAACUCUACUUCAUCCAUUGACUACUAUUAGAAGAUUGGGUGUUGAGCGUGGGUUUAAAGGUAAAUGCCAUCCAAGAUUAGCAAAGAUAGUUUUGUCUGCUACACUGACUCAAGAUCCUAGCAAGCUUUCUCAACUCGAGUUGCACCACCCCUUGUUGUUGAAUAGUGGGAAGAAGCGUUAUAGAAUUCCUACAAAACUUGAGUCCUACAAACUGAUCUGUAAAUCAAACUUAAAGCCGCUGUCUCUCAUUGUUCUUCUCCAAGAGCUGCAAGGGAACAAGUGCUUAGUUUUUACCUCAUCUGUAGAAUCAAGCCACAGACUAAGCACGUUGCUGGGUUUUUUUGAAGACUUGCCCUUUAAAUUUAGUGAAUAUUCACGAUUGCAGCGAGAAUCUACUCGAAGGAAGACACUGGAGGCCUUCAAGGAAGGGGAAAUCGAUGUUCUAAUUGGUACCGAUAGAAUGGCUCGUGGAAUACAUAUUGAUGGUUUAAGAUAUGUUAUCAAUUAUGAUAUGCCACCAUAUGUGAAAACAUAUAUACAUCGAGCGGGUCGGACUGCAAGAGCAGGGGAGUCUGGUUCCUGCUACACCUUUUUAAGAAAACAUGAGGUUAAAACUUUUGACAAAAUGCUCAAGAAGGCUGACAAUGCUAGCUGCAAUCUUCAUUCAUUGCCUGAGGAAUCAAUAGAAACACUUCGUCCAGUUUUCUCCAGUGCUCUGAAAAAACUGGAGGAGUCUCUGGAAUCAGAAGCAGGAAAGAAAUCUAAUUCAGGAGAUAAAAUUCCAAGUGGUUCUAAACGAAAGAGAACAAACCAGAAGUGAAGCAAUAGAUUAGCUUUAGUUCUGAAGUGUUGAUGUCGCAUCUGCAUUUGCUACACAGAUUUGAUCCGAGAAUGAAACCUUGAAGGAUCCUACCUGUGCAGAAGAUCUAAUUUCACAAGCUUAUUAAUUUUACUGCUGUACUACUUUUCAUUUUGGCAGCCAGCAUGGCUUGUUAAUAUCUGGGUGGCAUAAUUUCAGUUUCCUACUUUUCUGUAUGCCCAUAUCAUCUAGGUAGUUCUGAGCCCCAACAAUUCUGUAACUGGCUCGUCGUUCAUUAUGGAUACCCAAAGUAAGACUGAUGAUUUCAUAUGUUUGCUGUGCAAUGUGCUGUCCUAUCUCCGCGCAGCUUUCGCCAUACUGCAACAGGUCGAUCCAUUUUGAUGAAUGGCACAGUAAAUUUCUUGGUCUUUGGAGUUUUUACAGUUGGAAAAGUAUCCUUCUUUCCCUUCUGUGGUGUUCAUCAUUCAGUGUGCAUUUAUGGCUGGAAGGAGGCCACCCCCAAAGAAAAAGUUUGGUACCUUCACAUCAAUGUAUCGGGCACUCGUAACCUUUCAGUUAUGCUUUACACUUGGAAUAUUCCUUUCUGUCUUUGUCAAUAAAACAUUUUUUACUCAA
This is a messenger RNA of Setaria italica (foxtail millet), 2328 nucleotides long. Its product is annotated as DEAD-box ATP-dependent RNA helicase 1. Gene Ontology annotation, molecular function: ATP binding; nucleic acid binding. The transcript has 10 exons. The coding region runs from base 151 to 1713 and encodes 520 amino acids. Lineage: Eukaryota; Viridiplantae; Streptophyta; Magnoliopsida; Poales; Poaceae. Gene Ontology annotation, cellular component: nucleus. The record is from RefSeq and is a predicted model, not a curated record.